UUAGUGUAUGUUCCUGAGCAGUGCAAGCUAUGUGUGUCCUCUCUCAGCUCACCCUCACUGCUACCUUCCUACAGUGACAUGGAGGGACACGGCAAGUGUGAGCAGGAGGCAGACUGGAGUGGUGACCAGCAUGCAGAGAGCAGUGCGAGAAACAAGCUUUUCCUUAUAAAAGGUGGGAUUUUUCUUGGCACGGUUGCUACAGCAGGGAUGUUUGCUGGCUUUGGCACAACUCUGUCUCUUGCGAAGAAAAAAAGCCCCAACUGGUUCAAUAAGGGUGUCAUUGCUACAGUCGCUUUACCAGAAAGUGGCUCGUCCCUUGCUUUGAGGGCCUUGGGGUGGGGCUCUCUAUACGCCUGGUGUGGAGUGGGACUGAUCAGUUUUGCAGUCUGGAAGGCUCUUGGCGUACACAGUCUUAAAGAAUUUCGGGAGAAAAUGCAGUCUAUAUUUCCAGCUGUGCCUAAAACCCAAGAGCAGACCUCUAAUACCGAAUCAUUUAAAUGGGAGGAUCUUCUAAAGACCAAGUGAUAAACUCCAAACCUUGUUUGUGAUGGCUCCACACAGAGUGAGGUUAUGAAGAAGAAUACACCCAAUCAUGAGAGAUGUUUCAGCUAAAAAGGAAGUGUAUUUCUUAUUUACAACUAAACAUACAGGAUUCACAGAGCAAGAGAGGGACUUUUUUUGUGAUGUCAGCAUUAAAGUUUUGGUCUGCAUGAUUAUAGGAUCAUGUUCACGUUAUGAGAAAUUACUGCUAUUUUCCUUAAAGGAAAUCACCCAUAAGAAUAAUGUAAAUAAAUAAAUUACUUUUAGGAUAAAAAGAA
Messenger RNA from Bombina bombina (fire-bellied toad), 818 nucleotides. It is a transcript of the gene TMEM242, whose product is annotated as transmembrane protein 242. The record is from RefSeq and is a predicted model, not a curated record. Bases 79 to 525 code for a protein of 148 amino acids. Lineage: Eukaryota; Metazoa; Chordata; Amphibia; Anura; Bombinatoridae. The transcript is spliced from 4 exons.